Messenger RNA from Hydractinia symbiolongicarpus, 1540 nucleotides. RefSeq lists its product as uncharacterized. NCBI's taxonomy places the organism in Eukaryota, Metazoa, Cnidaria, Hydrozoa, Anthoathecata, Hydractiniidae. Gene Ontology annotation, molecular function: protein binding. The record is from RefSeq and is a predicted model, not a curated record. The coding region runs from base 509 to 1504 and encodes 331 amino acids. The transcript is spliced from 9 exons.
AACAAUCUUUUUCAAACGUAUUUAAAAACGUUUGUUAUCAUUCUAUCCAUGCUUGUUUGUUCAGAAAAAACAAAUUUUUGAUGCUAGCUUUGACUUUAAUUUGUUUUUAACUUAAUCUCCAUUCAUAUUUUCUGACGAACACGACAAAGUCUUUGAAAUCGCACCAUCACCCUUAGGGUUAAUAAAAAUCAAAAAUUAUGUCAAUAUCGGCAACAGGGUAUGGGUCUCGGGCAUUUGUGUCAGUUUAUGGCGGGUAUUGGGCCAGGGCAAUCAACCAGUGUGUCGUCGGGUGUCACUUUUCUCAUAACGGAUUGACUCGGGUGUUGAAAGCCGUAAAUUUACUACGAUUUGCCUUUUUUCUUUCAAAAUGGCGGAAGAAGUUGUUAAGAUUUAGCCAUUUAUCAACGAUUAAUUCAUCAUUGCACUCACCAAAAGAUACUUAUAUUUCUAGGCAUACGUCAGUUUAAAAGAAAAUACAUACAUAGAACAAUAGUAUCCACGUACGCCCAUGUCGACCAUCAUUACACAAGAGUUAAAAGAUGUUAAAUCCAGAUUAAAUACCUUUGUUCCAACUGCAGAAAUAAUUGGGUGUCAUCCAGCUAACGUGCAAAUAAGAAUAACGAGAACAAAACACAAGCAAUGUGUAUGUCAAUUCCAAUUUCCUCAAGAUUAUCCAAAAGUUCCAAUUUUGUUGGAACUGAAGAGUAAACGGUUUCCAGAUAAAGUACUGAAUGCCAUUGCGAAUGUUACUGAAUUAGAGUCUAAAAAGUUGGUUGGAAAACCGCAGAUUAUAUCGCUUGUAAAAUUUAUAAAUAAAUUUAUUGAAGACAACCCACUGUUGGUAUGCUCUGAAGAAAUUUCUCAAAUAAAGAAAAAAAUAAUUUCUGAAGAAGACGAAUUUAAAGUGAAGCAAAAAGCUGGUGUUAUAGAUUACAAAAUAAAGUCAUGUAGAUAUUUUUUACACAUAAAAAUAACAAUUCCAGACCGAUACCCAGAAGAAUGUAUAAGUAUAGAACUCAAAGGAUCCAAUUUCCCUUCUAUUUUGGAAGCUCAUUUUUUCGGUCAAGCUAAAGAAAUAGCCAGACAAUGUAUUCAACCACCAUUAAGGAAAGAUCCGAAAGCUCCACCAUUUGAAGCGAAACCAUCUAUUCGUCCGGUAUUGGAAUACGUUUCCUCGCAAUGCGUUCAUAAAUUUCCUGUUGAAACGUGUCCAUGUUGUGGAAAACCAGCUUUAGCAGAAGAUCCAGAGCAAUGCGAAAGAAACCCAUAUGCUGAUUUCUUUGUCGAAUGGGUUUAUUGCAAGCAUAUUUAUCACCACACUUGUCUCGAUAAAUACAUGAAGUCUCCGCCAUUUACAGGUGGUAAAAAAUGUUUAAAAUGCGGAUCUAGAAUAUAUCAUGAAAAGUGGAACAUCUCGCCCGAACUGGCAGAAGAAAGGUGGGCUCAUAAAGAAGCUAGAAAAAGAGAAAUUGAAGAAGUUACAGAUUUUUUAGAUUUAAUGUGAAUGUUGAAUCAGAAAAUUGUGGUCUAUUAUCGAUUU